Lotus japonicus is the source of this 351-nucleotide messenger RNA. Its product is annotated as S-protein homolog 2-like. The transcript has a single exon. Lineage: Eukaryota; Viridiplantae; Streptophyta; Magnoliopsida; Fabales; Fabaceae. The record is from RefSeq and is a predicted model, not a curated record. The coding region runs from base 1 to 351 and encodes 116 amino acids.
AUGUUGAAGGUGUUCGGUAUAGUACUUCCUGUGUUGCUUAUUAUUGCAACAUGCAGUUUGAUAGUACCUGUGCAAGGUCAAGAUGUUGAUAGUUUUCAAUAUCCGUUGAAGAAAACAGUGCGUGUAAUAAAUAAUUUGGCGGGGACUCAACUCUCUGUCCAUUGUCAUUCAGGGGAUGAUGAUCUUGGCCAACAUUAUCUUCACAGUGGACAGUAUGUAGAGUGGUCCUUCCAGGAUAAUUUUUGGGGUACUACUUUGUAUUGGUGUGACUUUGCAUGGAAUAAUGUGCAAAAGAGUUUUAGGGUUUAUAGUACAAAAAAGAUGAUUAUCGCGGAUAUAAACCCUAUCUGA